Teleopsis dalmanni is the source of this 378-nucleotide messenger RNA. Its product is annotated as small integral membrane protein 20. The transcript has a single exon. The record is from RefSeq and is a predicted model, not a curated record. Gene Ontology annotation, cellular component: mitochondrial inner membrane. Lineage: Eukaryota; Metazoa; Arthropoda; Insecta; Diptera; Diopsidae. Gene Ontology annotation, biological process: mitochondrial respiratory chain complex IV assembly. Bases 104 to 313 code for a protein of 69 amino acids.
UGUUUUUGCGGCAAAUUAAUGUCAAAAUUUUAAAGUAACAAAAAUAGUCAACCAUUUCUGCCCAUAAUACAGGUGGAAUAAUUAAAUAAUUUAAAUUGCGAUAAUGGCACUUCUGAAAGGUUGGCGAUAUGGAGUUUUCAUAUCAGGAAUUGUUGGGUUAAUUGGACUUGCUAUAUAUCCGGUUGUCAUAGAUCCUAUGCUACACACAGAUAAAUAUAAAGAAGUACAGAAACACAAUAGGGCUGGAGUAAAUCAAGAAGCGAUACAGCCAGGAAACAUGAAAGUGUGGUCUGAUCCCUUUGGCAGGAAAUAAUACAUAAAAUGUUUUAAGUAGUUAAUUUAAAUAAAUGUCGUUUGUGUUACAUUGACACUAAAUAA